Messenger RNA from Erinaceus europaeus (western European hedgehog), 2655 nucleotides. Its product is annotated as zinc finger protein 696-like. Gene Ontology annotation, molecular function: RNA polymerase II cis-regulatory region sequence-specific DNA binding; DNA-binding transcription factor activity, RNA polymerase II-specific. NCBI's taxonomy places the organism in Eukaryota, Metazoa, Chordata, Mammalia, Eulipotyphla, Erinaceidae. The record is from RefSeq and is a predicted model, not a curated record. The transcript is spliced from 4 exons. Gene Ontology annotation, biological process: regulation of transcription by RNA polymerase II. Bases 123 to 902 code for a protein of 259 amino acids.
GCUCGUGACACUGCGGCGGGAGCGGCAGCGGCGGCGUCCCGGGGCUCGGCGGAGCCUGUUGCCGCAGCGCGGCGCCCCGAGCCCGGCCUGUCGCUGUGCGUGGGCGCGGCGGGCGGGACGCCAUGGACCCGACUCAGGCUGCGGCGCCCCCGGCGGUGGGACUGCAGGUGAGGCCGGUGCAGGAGGAGGGGGCCCUUGACCGAGGCCAGAGGCUGCGGUACGGUUCCGCGAUGCUGAACGACGUCGCCCCGCUGGCGCCCACAGGUGCGACAGGUGCUUCGGACGGAUCCCGGGCCGCGCCGGCAGCCGCCUGGAGGAGCACGUGGCCCCCGGCCAAAGGACCGCAGGGCGCGGGCAGGAGCCGGAGCCCGAGCCGGCCUCCCAAGGUGACUAGGAGGCAGCGUCCCAGAAAGGUCGGGGGCAGGUUCGCCCGCGGGGCGCUGCCGCGUGGGGGGAGAAGGCGGAGGGGGGCCCCGGGCGCGGGCCAGCGCGACUUCCGCUGCGCCAAGUGCGGGAGGAGCUUCAGGCACACGCACCUGACCAUCAGGGUCCGCAACGGGCCGCCCGGGGAGAGGCCGGGCCGCAGGGCCGCCGCCUCCGCCUUCUCCUCCUUCAGCAAGCCGCUGGGCCGCCGGGCCUCCGCCUCCGAGAAGCCCUACAGGUGCGCGCGGUGCGGGAAGGCCUUCGGGCGCGUCUCCCGCCUCGCCGCGCACCGCAGAGCGCACGCGGGGGAGAGGCUGCACGGCUGCGGCGAGUGCGGGAAGGCCUUCCGCAGCAGGGCCGCACUGGCCGGGCACGAGAAGACCCACGCCGGCCUCGGGCCCUUCGAGUGCGGCGUCUGUGAGAAGACCUUCCUGAGAAAGGCGCACCUCGCUCAGCACCAGAGAGCGCACGCCGAGUAGAUGCCGCGCCGCGCCGCGCCCAGCUGGUUGUGGGGACUCCCGCAGGCCGGGUUUUGGGGUCGGGGUGGGGGGGCUCUCUGGGAAGCCCCGCUCUGCCCCACGCCACAAAGUCCACACGGUCCCACCUGGUCACACGGCCGAUCGUUCCCAGCGCAGCAAAGUCGCCAAGAGAGCAGAGCUGGGCAUCCCUGGGCGCGGUCCGACUUAGUGUGGCGGGAAUUGCACCGGGGUGGGUGCGGGCAUGCUUUCAAAUACGGCUCCGCGUUUAUGGGCCGCUCCCAUUCACACCAGAACAAAGUCCUUAAGGCUAUGGUGAAGGGAAGGCCGUUCAUUUUAGUCUUACUCAGCCCCAAACCAAAAAAAAAAAAAAAAAAAAAAAAUCCAUAUUAAAUACAGGCUUUCUAAGCCCCACGAAGCAGGGGACUUUUCACACAGUAACUUGCCUUACUGAAGAGCAAAGCAUUCCCAACAGGCCAGGACAACGUGGGCCCGGCAGACGUGGCCAGGUCUUUGUUGGGAAGCCCGGCCUCAUUUGCCGCCAGGAAUCUCGCUCUAGAGAAGCAUCUUAGAGUCCAGCUGACCCGGGAAGUUGCCGCGAGAGUCCCAGGCACCAAGCACCAGGCGGCAGAGAAGUCGCCCUGAGGAAAGGCCUCGGAGUCCAGGGAAGUGUGCGUCCUGUCCUUCGGGGCAGCUCCCAACUCCCUAGACAUCAGAGGCCUGCGAGGGAGGGAGUGCGGGCGGUGCCGGCUGGCCCCAAGGAGCCCCGCGCUGCGUCUGGGUGCCAGUAGGCACAGCACACGGGGGGCGGGGGGGGGGGGGGGGGGGCGGCAUCUGCCAUCAGAGCCGUGUCGCGGCGUCCGGUUCAGCGCUGGCGAGUCCGUCCACGCUGUGCCCGGGGAUGUCCCUGCCACUCCACCUUGGAAGACUCGGCCCUAGAAAAUGACGCAGCGGCGUCUCAGCGCUCCUGGUGUCUUCAUGAAUCUCACGACACCACGUCCCUCAUGUAAGAAAAACCGGACGCGGUGAAAUCUCUUGCGACUGACCUGCUUCCCGUCGUCUGUCAUCCUUGAGUUUCAUCAGUGCUGUAGCUCGUGUUUGAAUUGCAUUUCUCCGGGCUUAAUAAUAUUCCAUUGUAAGCGCGUCCAUGUGUUGACGGGCAUCUGGGGCGGCGGCGGCCCGCACGUAGCCAGUGUUGGUGCUGACAGACAGACAGACGGGCCGCAGAGACUCGCGUUCAGACGGCCGCAGCCUAGACCGUCGUCGUCGUCGUCGUCGUCGUCGUCGUCGUCGUCGUCGUCGUCGUCCCGGUGUGCGCUCGCUCUGACGGCUGAGCACUUGCCCUCGCCGGCCGAUGCAGCUCCCAGAGCGCGUUCCCGUCUUCAGCAGCGUGUGACCGGACGCGUUCAUCUCCCCGCGGACACGGGCUGUCGUGAAGGAGGUUGCUGUGGCCUUGAGUGUACCGACGUGUCUUUGACGAUUGGCUUUCGACUUCUGUUGGUGUCUAUCCUGAGACACGGAAUUACUGACCGUAUAGAAAUGUGUGUUUUCCGGCUUUGUUUCUUCUCUUUCCCAGUGACUUGUUUCUGUGAAUGGUGGUGCCGUUGUGUAUUCCCACCACCAGAUAUGCAUGGAGUUCCCUAUUUUCUCUCCACCCUUGCCAAUACUUUUUGUAUUUUUGAUAGUAGCCGUUCUUAGGGGGUGUGUCUUGUGGGUUGGAUUUGUAUUUCUCUACUGACUAUUGAUGUUGACUAUC